GUCUUUCUCCUUAACUGUCUUACUCCGUAUCUUCUCAAUAUAAGCCUCUUCAUCUGCGCAUCUAUAUCUUUUGUUGCUUUCUUUCAUUCUUUUCAUCGCGACUUCUAUACUCGUUACAGGACAACUUAAAAGAGGAGGACAUUGACCCCCAAAGACCUCUUAAGAGAGGAGCGACACUACGGAUAGAGCUAGAGCCCACUCAAGGGUCCUUUGCUGCUGGGGGCUUGCCGUAAGAAUCUUGGACGGUUCUAAAGAAGAUGGUAUUAACACACCAGGAAAGACUGCCUGCCUCCGACAACAAAUUUCCCACCACUCAGCUCCUCCUACUAGCAAUAUGUCGCGUCGCGGAGCCUAUCGCCUUGACCUCCAUCUUCCCAUACUCGUGGGUGAUGGUUAAGGACUUUAAAAUCGCCAAUAGCCAUGACGCAUCUCUUUACGCCGGUAUUCUCAUCUCCGCGUUUUCCCUCGCUGAAGCGCUCACUGGCAUGCUCUGGGGAGGUCUUUCAGACCGCAUUGGCCGCAAACCCGUUCUCCUCUCCGGCUGCUUUGGUACCAUGCUCUCCCUUCUCAUGGUAGGCUUUUCUACAAACUUCUGGGUUGCCCUCUUCGGAAGAGCAUUGGGAGGCGCGCUGAAUGGAAACAUUGGCGUUAUCCAGACAAUGGUGGGAGAACUAGUUAAACGGCCAGAACAUGAACCUCGAGCUUAUGCCGUGAUGCCGUUUGUCUGGUCAAUUGGAACCAUCAUCGGGCCAGCCAUAGGGGGUUUGCUUGCAAAACCGGCUGAAGGGUUUCCCUCUGUUUUUCCUCCCGAUGGCCUCUUUGGCAAAUUCCCAUAUCUUUUGCCAAAUCUCGUCUGCUCUAUCUUACUUGUGUUUAGUAUCAUCGGCAGUUGGCUGUUCCUCCGCGAAACCCAUCCCGAUAUGCAAUCGGGAAGCGAUGUCUCUGUUGAGCAGGAUUACACCUCUCCUCUUCUAGCGACCGCUGGUGCCACCGCCAACCCCAGUGCUGAUCUACGAGCCGAAUCUUACGGCACCUUCAAUGAGGUCCACCUGCACGAGGAGAACGGCUGGACGGUGUUUGCAGAUGGAACAAAAUGCGAGUCAGGCGUACGCAAGCCAGUCGCGUUUACAAGGCCGGUCGUUAUGCUGGUGGUUGCCCUGGCCAUCUUUACGUAUCACUCGAUGACCUACGACCAUCUAUUGCCUAUCUUCCUGCAGGAUAAAAAUACCCGAAACUCCCCUGGCGUUGGCACUACUUCCGAUUUUAGCAUUCCCGGUGGCGUGGGUUUGUCGACUCGGACGGUUGGUGUGAUCAUGUCUUCAGACGGAAUCAUCGCCUUGAUCAUUCAGAGUGUCAUCUUUCCGGCUUUGGCUCAGUGGCUCGGAGUGUGGAAGCUUUUCGUUGUGGUCACGAUCCUGCAUCCGAUCGCCUAUUUCAUGGUUCCAUUCUUGGUUUUCCUCCCGCAGCAACUCCUGUUCGUCGGUAUCUACACUUGUCUCGCCGUGCGCAACAUUCUUUCGAUCAUCGACUAUCCGGUGCUUUUGAUUCUCAUUAAGCAAGCGAGUCCUUCUGACGCGGUCCUGGGAAAAAUUAAUGGUCUUGCUGCUUCUGCUGGGGCCGCUGCGCGCACUGUCGCUCCUCCCGUUGCCGGUUGGCUUUACAGUACCGGUUCUGAAUUCAAUUUCACGGGCCUUGCAUGGUGGGGAAGUUCUCUGGUUGCAAUGAUCGGUGCUAUGCAGCUCUGGCUUAUCGAGCGGAAGAAGAACACCUCAGCCAUGGUACACCCGGUUGCUCCUUGCCAUUACGAUGCCCACAAGGAGACUAUCCAUAUCGUCGUGACCGAUGCUGACACGGGCUCGGAGCAAAGUGCAUAAGGAGAUGCCCAACGACAAAACGAAUAACAAUGUUUACGUUCGACUUUAUUUAUCUUUUCUCGUCAAAAAGUUAAUUGUUUCUAUGUUUAUAGGUGGGCUUCAGUAUAGCUUGCAUGGGGUCUGUUUCUUGUUGGUACUUUUUACUGGCGUUUGCAAAUGAGCAUGGAGUUUGGCAUCUGGUCUGUUAACAUACUGGCUCAUCGGUUUCUACAACUAUACAUAGUCUCUUAAUGAGAUAUCCUUGAAAGUCUAAUCUCAUUACUAGCAUAUAGCGGAAACUUUAGGGCUUUCCCACUGGC
Messenger RNA from Aspergillus glaucus CBS 516.65, 2173 nucleotides. Its product is annotated as MFS transporter. Gene Ontology annotation, biological process: transmembrane transport. The record is from RefSeq and is a predicted model, not a curated record. The transcript is spliced from 3 exons. Lineage: Eukaryota; Fungi; Ascomycota; Eurotiomycetes; Eurotiales; Aspergillaceae. Gene Ontology annotation, molecular function: transmembrane transporter activity. Bases 258 to 1874 code for a protein of 538 amino acids.